AUGGGACUCAAAGAAGUCUUCAAGAAUCGCUCCAGCCUGCGCGUUGACAAUCGCAAGACUACUUCGGCCGCGACACUAACCCUGCGCCAGAGUCUUUGGCCACUCAGCCUGGUCACGAUUCUAUUCUUCUUAUGGGGCUUCGCAUACGGCCUCCUAGAUACCCUCAACAAGCACUUUCAAAAUACACUGCAUAUUGAUCGUACCCGCUCAGCCGGUCUCCAGGCAGCAUAUUUUGGGGCAUACCCACUCGCCUCGCUCGGCUACGCAAAUUGGAUCCUGCGUCAUUAUGGGUAUAAAACGGUGUUCAUCUUCGGUCUAACACUGUACGGCAUCGGCGCAUUGUGCAUGUGGCCAGCAGGCCUGCACCAAUCCUUCGGUGGAUUCUGCGGUGCAACUUUCGUCAUCGGUUCGGGGUUGGGCUCGCUCGAGACGGCCGCGAAUCCAUACUUGACUGUAUGCGGUCCACCCCGAUACGCCGAGAUCAGAAUCAACUUCGCCCAAUCUUUCAACGCCAUUGGUACCGUUGUCGGACCCGUGCUAGGUUCAUAUGCCUUCUUCACAACGACGAACGAUAACGUCGAAGCCCUGCAGCGCGUCCAGUGGGUCUACCUAGCCAUUGGAAUCUUCGUCUUCUGUCUCGCGGGCGUUUUCUUCGUCUCGAAUAUUCCCGAAGUCACGGAUGAGGAUAUGGCAUUCCAAGUGGCGACGACUCAUGUCGACGAGCAGGAUAAGCCGUUUUGGAAGCAGUGGAGAUUGUUUCAUGCCACGCUGGCACAGUUUGCGUAUACUGGUGCUCAAGUCGCUAUUGCUGGUUACUUUAUCAACUACGCUGUCGACACCUGGCCCGGCACUGACAGUGCCAAGGGCGCAAAACUUCUUGCCGGUGCGCAGGGUGCGUUCGCCGUGGGUCGAUUCCUAGGUUCGGGAAUUAUGAAGUAUGUUAGGGCUCGAUAUGUCUUUGGUGUUUAUAUCUCUUGCUGUGUGGCAUUCCUGGCGGCAUCCGUAACACAGAGGAAUCAGACUGGUAUAGCAAUGCUCUACAUGGUUCUAUUCUUCGAGUCGGUCUGUUUCCCUACUAUCGUGGCAUUGGGUAUCCGCGGCCUCGGCCGCCAUUAUAAGCGUGGCUCGGGCUUUAUUGUUGGUGGUGUCUGUGGUGGUGCAAUCGUCCCGCCUAUUCUGGGCCACGUUGCCGAUAUGAGGAAUGACACUGGUUUUGCAUUUAUCGUUCCUACGAUGUUCAUGGUUGUUGCGUGGACAUACGCCUUGGCAGUCAACAUCGUUCCUACCUAUAAGCGAUAUGAGGAUCAUGAGCUCGAGGUCGAUGAUAUAUAG
Molecule: messenger RNA, 1332 nt
Organism: Penicillium brasilianum
Lineage: Eukaryota; Fungi; Ascomycota; Eurotiomycetes; Eurotiales; Aspergillaceae
Source: the annotation of a GenBank genome assembly